Peronospora matthiolae is the source of this 360-nucleotide messenger RNA. Lineage: Eukaryota; Oomycota; Peronosporomycetes; Peronosporales; Peronosporaceae. The record is from the annotation of a GenBank genome assembly.
AUGUCUUCUGCCGCCCACGCAUCCUCCAACGUCUCCAUCAAUAAAUUCGAUGGGGACAACUAUGCGACUUGGAGUCGAUACAUGCGUGGUGUGUUCCUCACCAAGUCGGUGUGGCAUGUGGUCAACCGGGAGAGCUCCCCGACGUUCGUGGACCCUCGAGCGCAGGACGACUACGUCAAGGCCAGCAACAUCGCGUUUAAAAUGAUGUUGCUGCACAUGGGUGCGGACUACCACCAUAUGGUUGACAAACUGCGAGGAAGCGUGGGUUGCGUGGCAAAUUCUGAAGGUGCUGUACGGUGGGUCCCAGAAAGCGGGAAGGAUCUACCUCAAGCGUCAACUCUUCAGCCUGAAGAUGGAUGA